CAUUCACAUUUCACAGAGCACUCCCACGAACAAAUGGCAUACCAAUGGCCGGAAAGUAUGCCGGCGACCCACAAAAAGGCCGUCGAGGAGCUGAUUCUUGGUCGGGAAUUCGCAUACCAAUUAUGGGAAAUGGUGAAGAACGGUCGCGGGCAUGGCUAUGUCGAUGAUCACGGACCGCCGGAGUCGUCUAUUAGUGUUGCAAAGGAUCUGGUGGCGAAGAUUUUGGGAUCUUUUUGUGAGAGUAUUUCCAUUCUUGGGUCGUUGGACCCCGCCGAGGUUUCUCCGGCUGCGCGACUGCCAUCAUCGCCGUCGCCGGACCGCCGGAAGAAGGAGGAGUACAGUGGAAGGUGCAAGACUUUAUCAGUUAAAGAUGGUAGAGGUUGUUACAAAAGAAGGAGAAAAUGUGAGACACUAAUUAAAGAUUCUCAAACAUUACUAGAUGAUGGGUAUGGGUGGAGAAAAUAUGGACAAAAAACUAUCCUUCAUUCCCUAUAUCCAAGGCAUUACUACAGGUGCACCCACAAAUUCGACCAGAAUUGCCAAGCAACCAAACAGGUGCAAAGGAUUCAGGAGAGCCCUCCCCACUACCGCACCACAUACUUAGGCAAGCAUACGUGUACAGAAUUCCUAAAAUACCCUCCGGCUAUCAACCAGCCCACCUCAUACAUGGACUCCUCAACUCUAGACUGUGUUGGACAAAACGGUCAAAGUGAGCAGGGCGAGCCUGAGGGUUUGUACGAGGCACAUAACAAUCAUCUGGAAUCGACAUUCGGAUUAGUGUCUUGCCAUACGCGGCCUACAAUGUCUUCAGGGUCGGGAUACAGAGAUUUGAUAUCUUCUGGGUGCACCUAUGAUUUGACUACGCCACAUAUCAUGGCCACGCCUGAUAUUGAUGAAUUCACUUUCGAAAAUUUGCAGGAACUGUGCUAGCCCCACCCCACCCCUCCCCACCCACAAUUUCUUUAGUCUUAGUCGGUGCCGGGUUCUCAGAGAUGGAGUGUAAUCACUAGUGGAGUCGGGACACUGGACCGGACUAGAUCGGUACAAAGAAUAUUUUUAGAAAAAAAUUUACAAGAAAUUUUUUACCUUAAAAAUUAAGUCGUUUUUAAAAUUUGGGGUGGACCAUGGCCUAGGUUGGCCAACCCCUAGCUCCGCCCAUGGGUGUAAUUUUUUUCGUGUUAUAAGUUAUAUAGAUGUAUACUAUUGAUCGUAUAACUUUGAUGACUUCCAUAAUUUUGCAACAAUUUUGUCCACAUUACUCGUUUUUCAUCGGAACGGGCUGUUUCCGGUGUAAAACCAUUCAAUGUGAGCAAACUCAUUAAUUAUAGGGC
Messenger RNA from Cuscuta europaea, 1331 nucleotides. Lineage: Eukaryota; Viridiplantae; Streptophyta; Magnoliopsida; Solanales; Convolvulaceae. The record is from the annotation of a GenBank genome assembly.